Molecule: messenger RNA, 2099 nt
Organism: Exaiptasia diaphana
Lineage: Eukaryota; Metazoa; Cnidaria; Anthozoa; Actiniaria; Aiptasiidae
Product: coiled-coil domain-containing protein 24
Exons: 10
Coding region: 173-1348 (391 amino acids)
Source: RefSeq, a predicted model, not a curated record
GGCGUCCUUGAGAACGAAAUUUGAGUUGCUAUUUUAGGUCUUAAAACUAAGAAAUAUUUGGUUUUCAUUUCAUUUGUUUGGCAUGUGCUUUACUAGCAAUACGUACGAAAUAUUUAUCGACACGAUUUCGUGUUUUAAAUGAGGUAUUUUUGCUGAUAUUAAUCGAGAAUCCAUGUCUUGUUAUGAUAACGUUGCCGAUAUCAAUGAAGUUAUGGAAUGGUCUUUGGAAGAAUUCUCGAUUCAGCCUUUACUUUGGCACUUGAUUGAAGAAAUGGUGUGUGAGCCAGAGCGACCUGACAUUAAAGUGGUUAUAGGAGAAGGACUUAUUGACGAAAACAUUGAACUGUUUGAAGAGGCAGCGUCAUUGUUGCAAAUAUGGCAAGAUUAUCGUGAUGAAACGGACAAAGAGGAAAAAAAUAUAGCAUUAAAUCAGCACCUCAGCAAACUUCCAGAGCCUCCAAUGAUGAGAGAAAACUUAAAGAAGGAAGUGAAAAUGUUUGUGGAACUGCUGCAACAAAAGGCUUGCGACAAUGGAAGAAAAGUAUCAAAUAUUCUCAGUGAAAAAGAUUCAAGCAUUGUAGAAUAUGUUAUGGAUGAGCAAAUGUUACUACCAAUGAAUACCAGACCAGCAUCAGCAACAAGUAGAUCAUCAGCAUCAUCCAGUAGGCCAUCCACUGCACGUAGCUCUAGUGAUGGCCGCCAAACACCAAUGAGGGCAACUCCCAAAAGUGAUGGCAGUAGCUAUGCUUCAUCAAUGAGUGAUCAUCUAGAGUCUAUGAAUGAAAAUCUCAAUGCAUUGGAGAUUGACAGAAUAGCUGAACAUCUAAGGGAAAUGUUAACUCAAGAAAGAAGCAGAUUAAAAGAUGAUAUAAACUUCUUACAGGAAUGCUUGUUUGAGGAAUCUGACUAUAGACAACARGUGUUAUCCUCGCCAGACCCGGAGCCGUCACUAAAAGAUUUAAGAGAUUUAGGGACAAAGUUAGAAAAAGAGCUACUCAACAGCAACGCACCWAUUACCAACGUCACUCCAAGGUUCCCGGACAAAAAAUUAUCGAAUUCCAGGCAAAACUCAGUGCAUGAAAAUCRUUUGGAAUCAAAACCAAAAGCAGUUCCUCCCAACAAACCAACUGUACCAAGACCACCGKUGUCACCGCCAGAAAGACAACAUAAAGGCUCAAAGCCGUCACGAUCUUUUCGAGUUUCUUCAGGAAGUUCCGUCAUGAACCCGUCCCCUCCCGGGACAGGGAAGCUUAUCCCAUCACCACCGAACUCUGCAAAGACGCAAAGACCCAGCUCGGCAGCACGUUUUAGGCGAUUAGUUGUAGAGUGGAGAGACUCUUCACAGUGAAUCGAGUGCCCGACACAUGACAUGAGAGACAAGGACUUCGCCCCGUGUUAGGUAAUCCGAAAUCCGGAGAAAAAUUAUAUAACUUCCGGAUCCGGAAUCAUCUUUGGAAUCCCGAAAUCCAGGAAACAUCCACCGAUUAGUAGCCUGUGUACAUCCGUUUCUCUGCCCUCCCAAAAAUCCCUCCCCGAUUUAUUACCGAUUAGAAUCCGUAAUCCGAGCGACUGGAGUCCAGAAUCCUGGACAGAGGAGCAGGAAUCCAGACCCGUUCCGGAUUAUCUUACAUGRGGCGAAAGGACUAAAAGUUAUUAACUGGUACAUCAAUUGCCUUUUUCCAACGCGACGACAUUUUGACCGUCUUCAUCCGGAACAGCAGAUUUGUACAGCAGAUUACCCUGGGUCCUAAAAAAUGUAUGAUUGUGCGCGCGAUGUUCCWACUGAAGAUUCUCAGAUAAUGGCCGUUUUUUGGGGGUUGGACGCUGUGUUUAAAAAUCUAGCAUUGGCAAAUAAGCCUGCUCGAGUUGUUGCCUAGCCUUUCCAUUACUGUUUCCAUCCAAGAUUUUUGUACAUGUCGAUCAAAAAUGAUGAUUUGUCCAGAGGCUAUGAAUGGGGCUUAGAGUGGCCAUGAAGUUUUUAUAAGACGUUUGGGUAUUUUAUYAUGCGAUAUCUUGUAGAGUAUGUUUUUAUAAGGUGUUACUUAUACUAAUAACAAAAAGUGUAAAUARUUGUAAUAUUGACCCAUUAUUUAUUUAUU